Molecule: messenger RNA, 921 nt
Organism: Ordospora colligata OC4
Lineage: Eukaryota; Fungi; Microsporidia; Ordosporidae
Exons: 1
Coding region: 1-921 (306 amino acids)
Biological process (GO): telomere maintenance via telomerase
Cellular component (GO): chromosome, telomeric region; telomerase holoenzyme complex
Molecular function (GO): telomeric repeat DNA binding
Source: RefSeq, a predicted model, not a curated record
AUGGCUGUGUUCCUCAGGGAUCCCUGGAUAGAGAAGAGCAUUGGCGAGCAGCUUCGAGGAUGGACAGGACCUGUGUCUGUGAAGCAACGCAUGUCAUUCAAUGCACAGAUGAUUGACGUGUAUGAAAAGCGAAGUGAUGGAUCGAUUAGCGUAUGCAUUUCUGAUGCAAAACAUUUUAUUGCAGCAGUACUAAGCUACGAAGCAGUUGAAGAGUUUAACAAGGAUGUAGCCUGUAGGAUUGAGGAUGUGAAAGGAUGUUAUGUGACUGUGGAUAUGUUCUGGUAUGAGUAUUGCAGUGAGAGAAAGAUGUUUUUUGCAUUUAUUCGAGAGUUUACAUACUGUGGAGGAGAAUGUGAUGUGUGGGGAGAGCCUACAGAUACGAAUAGUUCAGAACAGCUGAGAAGCCUACAUCUUUCAUGGAUUUAUUUGCCAUUCAGAACUGAGGAGUUAUAUAUCCAUAGAGCAGCAGUACAUGGGCUUGAUGAGAUAGCGACGAUGACUAGAUCAAACGAUGACUUCUGUGGAGAGCAAUGCGAAAGAUGCUUACUGUUGAUAAAUCAUCGGCAUUCUAGAGCGGAUGCACAAUGUGAGUUGGUCAACAUUAAGGAAUAUGCAUAUGUAGAUGAUGAUAUAAUUGAUAUGAAUGAACAAGUGCAUGAAGGUAUUGAAUGUGGAAUGGAAGGCAUGGCGCAUGAAUAUAUGGUGAAUACGAAUGUAGAGCAUAAUCAUACAAUUGACAUAAAUAUAGAGCAUAAUCAUACACUUGGCAUGAAUGUAGAUCAUAAAAAUAAGCAUAUAAAGAGUAGAAACAGUAAUGCAUUCGAAAAGUGCUUUAUUGACAUGUGUUCAGAUAGUGAUGAUGCGUUGGAUUCCUGGCAUACAUCAUGCAGUGCCAGUGAGGCAGAUCAUGUCCACAAAUGA